CGUUUCGUCAUCAGGAUGGAGGCGGACAACUAUUUGACAGUUUGUUAGAUAGCUAACCAGCCCCGAAGUGAAGGAUUCUUUCAAAUAGUUUUGAUUUAUACGUGUGCCAGUUUGGUCGUUACAUCGACUCUAAUCGUACAAUGUCCUCGUUUGACGAUAACAACAAAGAAAGGCUGCGUUCUGUGUCUGUGGAUUUAAACAAUGAUGCAUCUCUUCUCAUCGACAUCCCCGACGCGCUCUGUGAAAGGGAUAAAGUCAAGUUCACGGUCCACACAAAGACCACACUAAGCUCAUUCCAGAAGCCAGAGUUCUCUGUUCCCAGGCAGCAUGAAGACUUCAUCUGGUUACACGACACUUUGGUUGAAACUGAGGACUACGCUGGUCUAAUAAUACCCCCAGCCCCCCCAAAGCCUGACUUUGAGAGCCCCAGAGAGAAGAUGCACAAACUUGGGGAAGGUGAAGCCACUAUGACAAAAGAGGAAUACACUAAAAUGAAGCAGGAGCUGGAGGCUGAAUACCUGGCUGUCUUCAAGAAAACCGUUCAAGUUCAUGAAGUCUUCCUGCAAAGACUGUCGUCUCAUCCCAUUUUAAGCAAAGACAGAAACUUUCAGAUUUUUCUGGAGUAUGACCAGGAUCUGAGUGUCAGGAGAAAGAAUGCCAAGGAGAUGUUUGGAGGGUUCUUUAAAAACAUGGUUAAGUCUGCAGACGAGGUCCUCAUCGCUGGAGUAAAGGAAGUGGAUGACUUUUUUGAGCAGGAGAAGACGUUUUUGCUCGACUACUUCAGCAAGAUAAAAGAUGCCACUGCCAAGGCGGAGAAAAUGACACGCUCUCACAAAAAUAUUGCAGAUGAUUACAUUCGCCUUUCUGCCACUUUAAACAGCCUGUCUGCCGAAGAGAGCACAGCAAACAAGAAAACCUUGGACCAUAUCUCCGAUCUGUUUGAGAAGCUCAGAAAAGUGGAAGGGAGAGUGGCAUCAGAUGAGGAGCUGAAACUCACAGAGUUACUGAGAUAUUACAUGAGGGACAUCCAAGCUGCAAAGGACCUUCUGUACCGGAGAGCCCGAGCUUUGGCCGACUACGAGAACUCCAACAAGGCGUUGGACAAAGCUCGGCUCAAAGGCAAGGACGUUUCUCAGGCAGAGGAGCACCAGCAGCGCUGCCUGCAGAAAUUUGACAAUCUCUCAGAGUCUGGAAAGAAAGAACUCACUAAUUUCAAGGCCAGACGUGUUGUUGCCUUCAGGAAGAACCUGGUCGAAAUGGCUGAGCUUGAAGUAAAACACGCCAAGAACAACAUGACUCUUUUGCAAGGAUGCAUUGAGCUGCUCAGCAGUAACUGACAGAUUCGCCAGCAGCAUUCACGUCCCUCCUUCAGCGAGCGGCUGGCCGUCUUCAGUGCCGUACAUGGACACGGAUUGAAGGCCCCUCUCCCUCCACACCUGGGUCUGAUGCCACUUUGUAAGCACAGCGUCUGUAUGUUUACAAAGUCCUUCUCCUCUUCAGCCGUGGAGCUCCGUCUGACUGAGACGGUCAGAAUUCACAUCUGUAUUUUUGCAGCACUCAUGGAUUUGACACUUUGCUCCUGCACUUCGUUGUAUUUCCUGCCUUUUGAUGAUGUUUUUGCCUUCAUUCUUGUCCGUGUUUCUCAAUAAUCUUGAAAAACAGCACCUCUUUCUCUUCAUUUAUGUCUUUUUGUGUAAACAGUUUUCCACAUAAGCAGCACCAGUUUCUGAGAAGUUAUUCCUGGGCUUUCAGGCUUCUGACAGGAGUUUACAAACACACCAGAAAGUUUUGAUUUUUACAAAAACAAAUUAGUUGGGAUUGAAGAAAGCUGCACUAAACCGCAGGAACCGGGCUGUCGGAUCCAUCGCCUUACUUUCACAUCUCUGUGAUGGAGGAAAUGAGUCAAAUCCAGGCUAAAAACCCACAUGAAGCAAUAUGUGAACCGAAAACGCUCAUUUGCACCACAUGUCCUCAGCAUCUCAUUUAUCCCAUCCAGCUCAGCGUGUUGCUCGUGUUGUUUCCUUUUCUGUGUUACUGAUGUGGUUUCAUUUAUUAGACUUAAUAUAUUUCAACUAAGAUGCAAGGAAAAAAAGAUGCACUAAUGAUAUUGGAAGAAGUUUUACAAUCAAGCCGAGCUCAGUGGAUUGUUGAAAUGCAUUAUAGUUUUUUAUGAAAUUGAAUGUAUUUCUAAAAGAUUCCAACUAUGCGACUUUCUUUUCAAUAUACUUUUCUAGUGAAACAUUUGCCUUUUAUAAAUUUGUGAUAAUGACAUUGAAUAAAACUCUACUUUCCCAAAUCUCA
Molecule: messenger RNA, 2301 nt
Organism: Oryzias melastigma (Indian medaka)
Lineage: Eukaryota; Metazoa; Chordata; Actinopteri; Beloniformes; Adrianichthyidae
Gene: snx5
Product: sorting nexin 5
Exons: 13
Coding region: 141-1337 (398 amino acids)
Biological process (GO): pinocytosis
Cellular component (GO): endosome
Molecular function (GO): dynactin binding; phosphatidylinositol binding
Source: RefSeq, a predicted model, not a curated record